AUGGAAGAAUCACACGUUUCAGACUUGAUUUCCAAAAGGCAGCGGCUUGAUUCUUCCAUUGCCGGAGAUAUCACAAUCCCUAAAGGCGAGGGUUCUUCUAAGCUCAUCCAGUUUGCUGACAAUGUCGUCUACAGAUUGUACUUCAAAGGUUUGGUGAGUGACGAUGAGGUGGCAGAGAGUGGAGAAAGAACCGUGACGGCUGGAUUCGGGGUUGCUAUCUGCGACGAGGCAGAUAAUUUGCUGUAUGAGAUGAAGAAAUCAACUAGUGACGGCGAGAUUAAGCGCAGAGGAGUGGAGAUUACGGCAUUGAUUCAUGGCUUAACUGAAGCCUUCAACUUGGGGAUCAGACAUGUCAGGAUUCACUGCGAUGAUUAUCCCAUUUUUCAAUUCAUAAAUGGUGGAGACAAGCCUCAGCAGACCAAAAUGCGUCAGCUAGUGAACGAAGUUUGUCGCCUAAAAGAAAAAAUGGUCUCUUGUGAACCUCUUAUGGUUGCAAGGAACGAUGUUAAGUUCGCGUUUAAGCUGGCUAGAGAGGCAAUAGCUUCUCAAAGCAAGGCAUCUCAAGGAGAAACAUGUGCCAUUUGUCUUGAAGACACCAACGUGGAGAGGAUGUUCUCGACUGACAUAUGCCCUCACCGUCAUUGUUUUUCUUGUGUGAAACAGUUUGUGGAAGUGAAGCUGCUUAGCGGAAUAGUGCCUACAUGCCUUGGUGAAGGAUGCAAGUUAGAGCUCACUUUUGAAAGCUGUUGCAAGAUCUUGACACCUAGGGUGAUUGAGAUGUGGAAACAAAAGAUGAAAGAGGAUUCGAUUCCCCCUGCAGAGAGAAUCUAUUGCCCGUAUCCAAACUGUGCAAUGCUGAUGUCCAAAUCUGAUCUUUCUAGCAAUGCUGACACUGCGGACCAGUCCAAUGUUCGAGAAUGUGUCAAAUGCCGUGGGCAAUUUUGUAUUGAUUGCAAAGUACCAUCUCAUACCGAUAUGUCAUGUGCUGAUUACAAGAAACUUCACCCUGACCCUUUACUUGAUGACAUGAAGCUUAAGUCUCUGGCAAACGACAAUAAGUGGCGUCAAUGUGUCAAAUGUAGGCACAUGAUUGAACUUUCUCAUGGUUGCAACCACAUGACUUGCAGAUGUGGAUAUGAGUUUUGCUACAAAUGUGGGGUAGAGUGGGUAAAGAACCGAAGUUCUUGCCCUUCGGGUUGCCUACUUACCGGCCAUGGUGAUUAUGAUGAUGAAGAUGAUGAUAAUGACUCAGACCACACUUGUGAAGAGGAUAUGUGUGAAUGCUAUUAUGAUGAUGAUGGUAAUCGUUGGCGUGACUGGGAAGACUUUGUGGAUCAUCAACCACAUGUGUACGUUUCUGCUCUUUGUUUACGUCGUUUGAUUCAUAAAUCAACUAAAUAUUUUCUUUGCAGCUAUGACAUGUCGCCACUUCCUCCGGAUGUGGUGCAGGAGUAUCAGUUUUCUCCUGAGCACUUUUGCACUGAUGCCACUGAAGAAGAUGGAUAUGAUGAUCCGAGCAAUUAUGGAGGCUUACCUGACUUUUAUGAUCACGGAGCGUUUGAGGCCUUCUACAGGGACUAUUAUUCUCUUUAA
Eruca vesicaria subsp. sativa (arugula) is the source of this 1593-nucleotide messenger RNA. The record is from the annotation of a GenBank genome assembly. Lineage: Eukaryota; Viridiplantae; Streptophyta; Magnoliopsida; Brassicales; Brassicaceae.